AUGAAUGGUAAGUUAACAAGUGUUAAGUCUGUUCACAAGUUUGUGGCCACGGCAUUGUUUACUAGGAGCUUGGACGUAAAAAGUUUGGGCUGCAUGCUGAAAUAUUUUAGGCGUAUCACCAUCAACGGUGAUCGACUGCGCCCAUCAUCGGACGCAAUAAACAUACCCUGGCUAAGAUAAAGAACGUUUUUGUUUUGUCUACAUACCAAUUAUGCGUCAAACUCUAAAAUGAAUGGAGCUGCGACAACGUAGCAAUUUGGAUUCAAGUAAAGUUCCACGACACCACCAGCAUGCACACGCCCAAGAUGAAGACUUCAUCUUUGAGUCCCCCACAGUGUUGGCUGCGUUAUUCAGGAAGGACUAAAAGCUCAUCAGGGUAGUGUCACCUUUAAGGGGUCAAAGCUCGUCACACAACCAAAUUUGGUCUCUUUUGGGGAGUUUCAAAUGGGUGUCACCGCCCAGAAUAAAACACCAGUCAGUUUUUGGGUUUAAAAGUGACACAGCAGUAAUAGGGAGUUUAAGAUACCAAGACGGCGACGGCCACGAAAACGUCGCUUAAAAAGUGAAUUUGCGUUCUUUCAAUCUCUAUCGCGAUAACUCCAACUCAUUUACUUUGUCAAAAGCAAGCGAAAUCUUUUUGAGCCGAAUUCCUAUAAAGAACCAUAUUCAAGUUAAGAAAGAGAAAGAAAAUUUAGCCGUCGUAAAAUUAGGCAUUUUCCCGUCGUAGUCGUGCAGUGACAGCAAAUAAAUGUACAAAAAAGCGUGGUGCACGUGCAGUUGUUGUUUUGGCGAUUCAAACCUAUUGCUGUUUUGACAUUCUCGCUGUCGUCGCCGUCGUGGCCUGUUUACAUGGAGAUGGGGGAACCCAGGUAGGUGGGGUAACCCGCUAAGGUGAGGUAACCCGCCUGACCGUGUGAUCUUUACUUUGAUCACUUAUACAUGAUAGGUGGGGUGACGCGCCGAGGGUUUCCUCACCUACAUGUAAACAUGCCCUUUAAGUCCAUAAACAUCAGCACCCCACUAGUUAGUGGGGAGGAGCGUUGCGUGACGAGUGACGACCCUAAUAACGGCUGCGAAGGAGACUAGUGUGUGGCCUGACCCUAUUUGAGGAUGAGACAAACAAAAAUUGAUAACCAAUUUCAGUUCCCAACAAGAAAAGUGACACCUUAUUUAAGGGAAAACCCCCGGGGGAGGGGGGGGUACUGCCAUAUAUGGGCUAUAUAGGUAUGUGCCGCUGUGAAGGGUAUGGUUUUCAGGCAGUUUACUCUAGGAUAGGGUAUGUAAAUCAGAGCGUUUGGGUCUAGAAUAGGGUAUCAUUUUUCAGGAAACUGAUCAGUUGGUUGAAGAUUUUAUCUAGACAAGGGAAACAGCUACUCUAGGAUAGGGGGAUUUGGGGAGUUUACUCUAGUAUAGGGUAGCAAAAUUCAGCUGAACUAGCUCUGGUAUAGGUUAAGGGUUCCAGGGUCCCAGCGGCACAUCCCCCCCCAGAAAUUCCUAAAGUACCACCCCCGGGGGAAAAACAAAAACUAAGAAUUCAAAGUCAUCACACAAAACUUCACUAAAUGGCCUUUAGAAUACUCUAAAGGAUAAAACAGAUGAUUUGUUUCUCAUCUAUCUAGGCAUUUACGCACUUGAAUUUUAGCCGAUACAAUUUAGGUACUCUGUCUAAGGAUCACACCAGGAACACAAUGCCAACAAGGGCAAAAUGAUACCCUAUUUAAAGAUCGAGACGCUCAAAACACCAUGGCCUAGCAGAGGCACACACUUACCUGGCCAAUAUAUCAAUCUACCCCCUCCCCCCCUCCCCCGCUUCACCCGCUCAGUAUCAGCAUUAUAAUUUUUUUUCCUUUUCUUUUUCAGACACAGUUACCCCACCUGGUGGCAACACAAUCAUGCCAAAUACCACAGGCCCACCACUCACUGGAUGGGGACCAGACGUCAAGAUAAUCGCCCUGGUUUUGUACAGUAUCACCAUACCUAUAUCACUGGUUGGCAAUAUUCUGGUGAUCUAUAUCUUGUACAAAAAGCCCGAAACCAGACGUUUAACAAGUUUCAUGUAUGUAAACCUCGCUGUGGCCGACCUGCUAGUGACUACCGUAGUAAUGCCGCAGUCCUUGACAGUCAUAUUUACGGACGAAAAAUGGAUAAGUGGACUAAUUGGAGAAUUGCUACUCAAGCUCGUAGUAUUUACGUUUUAUGUUUCGCUUACGGCGUCAAUUUUCUCGUUAAGCGCCAUUGCCUUUGACUGUUUCUUCAGCAUCACAAGACCAAUGCAGAGGUUCCCAAAGUUAAGGAAUAAGAAGGUCUUUGUACCUUGUAUAUGGAUAAGUUCCAUGUGUCUUAUGAGCCCUUGGUUAAUCAUACCUAAAGUGGACGGUUCCUACAUUAACUAUGAAUUUAGUCAACUGGGUGAGCUUCAAGAUGCCGUCAGGGGAAUGUUUCUCUACAUAGUAAUCAGCAUUUAUAUAUUUCCUUUAACUGCUGUGAGUUUUCUCUAUGGAGUUGUCUGCCGCAAACUUAAAACUCACACUUUGCCUGGCGCGUCUGUAAAACAAGACAAGGCGCGUGAUCGAGCAAACAAAACCAAACACCAAGUGAUAAACAUGUCGAUAGCAAUCGUGGUAGCGUUUGGACUUUGCUGGCUUCCCGCGCAUGUCUUUCACACUAUGAUAGCGAUCGAUUUGACGGUGCUUGACAGGUUUCCAGGGUAUAUCAUGUUGAUUUGCUUCUGGUGUGGACACGCGAACAGCGCCGUCAAUCCAUGGAUGUUGAUCUGUUUUAAGAAGCGAUUCCGAGCCGUGUUUCGGAAGAUGAUGGUAAGUCCGUUAUCCCGAAAGUCGUCUUAUACCAAGUCAUCAAACGCGUCUGUAAGGACGUCGAGACAGCAGAAAACUUCAACACAAGAAAAAGAAUUCUACCUAUAUUCAAGUUCUGUGUAA
Porites lobata is the source of this 2939-nucleotide messenger RNA. The record is from the annotation of a GenBank genome assembly. NCBI's taxonomy places the organism in Eukaryota, Metazoa, Cnidaria, Anthozoa, Scleractinia, Poritidae.